This is a messenger RNA of Mya arenaria, 7089 nucleotides long. Its product is annotated as xylulose kinase-like. NCBI's taxonomy places the organism in Eukaryota, Metazoa, Mollusca, Bivalvia, Myida, Myidae. Gene Ontology annotation, biological process: D-xylose metabolic process; xylulose metabolic process. The transcript is spliced from 18 exons. The record is from RefSeq and is a predicted model, not a curated record. Bases 15 to 1619 code for a protein of 534 amino acids. Gene Ontology annotation, cellular component: cytosol. Gene Ontology annotation, molecular function: D-xylulokinase activity.
UCCGCCUAGCAGAAAUGUCAGACCUUUUUCUUGGGUUCGAUUUCAGCACACAGCAGAUCAAGGUGAUAGCUGUGGAUGGUGAUCUGAAUGUGAAGUAUGAUGAGCAUGUCAAGUUUGACACCGACCUCCCAGAGUUUGGGACAGAGAAUGGUGCCCAUAUCCACGCAGACAAGAUUACAGUGACAGCCCCCACGGUCAUGUGGGUGAAGGCCCUGGACUUGUUGCUGGAUAAGAUGAAGAAUGCUGGUUUUGACUUCUCCAGAGUAGCUGCCAUGUCAGGAGAUGGACAGCAACACGGCAGUGUAUAUUGGAAGAAGGGAGCAAGGUCAAUAUUACAGAAUCUUUCUGCAGACAAAUCCAUGUACGAUCAGUUGAAGGACAGUUUUGCCAUCCCUGAAUCGCCUAUAUGGAUGGAUGCAAGCACCUCCUCCCAUAUCAAGACACUGGAAGGCGCAGUUGGCGGACCGCUGGAGCUGGCAAAAAUAACCGGGUCAAGAGGGUUUGAGCGUUACACUGGAUUACAGAUCAUGAAGAUUGUUGAGACCAACAGAGAAGGCUACAAUAAUACCGAGCGUAUAUCUCUUGUGAGCAGUUUUGGGGCAAGCCUUCUCCUGGGUGACUAUGCUCCCAUAGACUACAGUGAUGGCUCUGGGAUGAACCUGCUGGACAUCAACAAGAAAACAUGGUCCUCAACAUGCCUGGAGGUGUGUGGUCCUGGUUUAGCAGCAAGGCUUGGGGAUCCUGUACCAGCUAAUACUGUUGUGGGCAGUGUCAGCCAGUACCUGGUGUCAAAAUACGGGUUCCGGGCAGACUGUAAGGUCAUUGCAUUCACAGGGGACAAUCCUGCGUCCCUGGCCGGGCUCGCGCCCAGUGAGGGCGAUGUCAUUGUAAGCCUUGGUUCAAGUGACACUGUGUUUCUAUGGAUACCACGGGCCACACCCAGUAUGGACGGGGUCAUCUUUGUGAACCCCAUAGAUCAGGCCACGUUCAUGGGCCUUGUCUGUUUCAAGAAUGGUUCUCUGUCGCGGGCUGCAGUUAUGGAGCGUUGUGCAGGGGGAUCAUGGGAUACGUUCAGCGAAAUGUUGCAGAAAACACCGCCUGGAAACAAUGGAAAUAUUGGUCUAUACUUUGAUGUGCCAGAAAUACAGCCUGUAGUCAUGGGGACGUACAGAUUUGAUGAACAUAACAAACAAGUUGAAAGUUUCCCACCAGAGGUGGAGGUGAGAGCCAUCUUGGAAGGCCAGUUCCUAGCAAGACUCAUGUAUGCACAGAAAUGUGGACUUACCAUAGGUCCUUCCACAAGAGUGAUAGCCACUGGAGGAGCCUCAGCCAAUAGCUCCAUACUACAGGUGAUAGCGGACAUCUUCAAUGUAGAGGUGUAUGUCACAGAUGUGCCAAACUCUGCUGCACUUGGGGGAUGUUACCGGGCCAUCUAUGCUCUUGCCCCGAAAGGAAGCUCCUUCUCUAAAGUGAUAAAUCCAGCAGUUGAACACCAGCCAGUCUGUACAUGCAAACAUUCACCCGGCCUUGAGAAAGCAUACCAGCCAAUGUUGGAGAGAUACAGACAGUUGGAGGAGCAGGUGACCACCUUGUACCAGGCAAACCAGGGCAACAAAUAAGGGGAAGGCCACUGUAAUGAAACCAACACAACCAUUUGAGACAAUGAACAGGAUCUUGGUGUAUGAAUUGUCAUAAAAUAUUUACUGAGAAUAACUGAAAACCAAUGCAGCGUUUACAUCAACUAACAGUUAUAUUUGAAGUGAUUAAUGGGAUAUAUCUAUAACAAUAAACAGAACUACAGCAAUUAACAGUAUAUAUCUACACCAUAAAUGGAUUCAACUUCCACAGCAAGAGAAUAAACCUUUAUAAAUCAAUUGACUGGAUAUGGCUACUACAAUUCACUUAAUAUUGGUACAGUCAUUGACUUCAUAUGGCUACAACAGUUGACUCGAUAUGACUACAAUAAUUGACUGGAUAAGGCUACAACAAUCAACUCUAUAUGACUACAAUAAUUGACUGGAUAUGGCUACAAGAAUCGACUCUAUAUGACUACAAUAAUUGACUUCAUAUGGCUACAACAGUUUACUCUAUAUGACUACAAUAAUUGACUGGAUAAGGCUACAACAAUCGACUCUAUAUGACUACAAUAAUUGGCUUCAUAUGGCUACAAAAAUCGACUCGAUAUGACUACAAUAAUUGACUGGAUAAGGCUACAACAAUCGACUCCAUAUGGCUACAAUAAUUGACUUCAUAUGACUACAACAGUUGACUCGAUAUGAUUACAAUAAUUGACUGGAUAUGGCUACAACAAUCAACUCGAUAUGACUACAAAAAUUGACUUCAUAUGGCUACAACAGUUGACUCGAUAUGGCUACAACAAUUGACUGGAUAAGGCUACAACAAUCGACUCGAUAUGACUACAAAAAUUGACUUCAUAUGGCUACAACAAUCGACUCGAUAUGACUACAAUAAUUGACUGGAUACGGCUACAAAAAUCGACUCGAUAUGACUACAAAAAUUGACUGGAUAAGGCUACAACAAUCGACUCGAUAUGACUACAAUAAUUGACUGGAUAAGGCUACAACAAUCGACUCGAUAUGACUACAAAAAUUGACUUCAUAUGGCUACAACAGUUGACUCGAUAUGGCUACAAUAAUUUACUGGAUAAGGCUACAACAGUUCACUCUAUAUGACUACAAUAAUUUACUGGAUAAGGCUACAACAGUUCAAUCUAUAUGACUACAAUAAUUGACUGGAUAUUGCUACAACAAUCGACUCGAUAUGACUACAAUAAUUGACUUCAUAUGGCUACAACAGUUGACUCGAUAUGGCUACAAUAAUUUACUGGAUAAGGCUACAACAGUUCACUCUAUAUGACUACAAUAAUUGACUGGAUAUUGCUACAACAAUCGACUCGAUAUGACUACAAUAAUUGACUUCAUAUGGCUACAACAGCUGACUCGAUAUGGCUAAAAUAUUUGACUGGAUAAGGCUACAACAGUUCACUCUAUGUGACUACAAUAAUUGACUGGAUAUGGCUACAACAAUCGACUCGAUAUGACUACAAUAAUUGACUUCAUAUGGCUACAACAGUUGACUCGAUAUGACUACAAUAAUUGACUGGAUAAGGCUACAACAAUCGACUUGAUAUGGCUACAAAAAUCGAUUCAAUAUGACUACAAUAAUUGACUGGAAAAGGCUACAACAAUCGACUCGAUAUGACUACAAUAAUUGACUGGAUAAGGCUACAACAAUCGACUCGAUAUGACUACAAUAAUUGACUGUAUAUGGCUACAACAAUCGACUCGAUAUGGCUACAAUAAUUAACUUCAUAUGGCUACAACAGUUGACUCGAUAAGAUUACAAUAAUUGACUGGAUAAGGCUACAACAAUUGACUUGAUAUGACUACAAUAAUUGACUUUAUAUGGCUACAACAAUCGACUCUAUAUGACUACAAUAAUUGACUGGAUAAGGCUACAACAAUCAACUCGAUAUGACUACAAUAAUUGACUUCAUAUGGCUACAACAGUUGACUCGAUAUGACUACAAUAAUUGACUGGAUAAGGCUACAACAAUCAACUCGAUAUGGCUACAAUAAUUGACUGGAUAUUGCUACAACAAUUGACUCGAUAUGGCUACAAAAAUCAACUCGAUAUGACUACAAUAAUUGACUGGAUAGGGCUACAACAAUUGACUCGAUAUGACUACAAUAAUUGACUGGAUAAGGCUACAACAAUCGACCCGAUAUGACUACAAUAAUUGACUGGAUAAGGCUACAACAAUCGACUCGAUAUGGCUACAACAAUCGACUCGAUAUGACUACAAUAAUUGACUUCAUAUGGCUACAACAGUUGACUCGAUAUGACUACAAUAAUUGACUGGAUAAGGCUACAACAAUCGACUCGAUAUGACUACAAUAAUUGACAGGAAAAGGCUACAACAGUUCACUUUAUAUGACUACAAUUAUUGACUGGAUAAGGCUACAACAGUUCACUCUAUAUGAAUACAAUAAUUGACUGGAUAAGGUUACAACAAUUGACUGUAUAUGGCUACAACAACUGACUGUAUAUUGCUACAUCAACUGACAGUAUAUAUUUCAACAACUGCAUGUAUAUGGAUACAAUAAUUGACUGUAUAAGGCUACAACAAAUGACUAGAUAUAGCUACAACAACAGAUGGUAAACAGCACAGCAACUGACUGAGUAUGGCUACAACAACUGACUGUAUAUAGCUACAAUAAUUGACUGGAUAUGGCUUCAAUAAUUGAUUGUAUAUGGCUACAACAAUUCAUGGUGUAUAGCUACCACAUUUGACUGUAUAUGGCAACAACAACUGACUGUAUAUGGCUAUAACAAUUGACUGGAUAUGGCUACAACAACGGAUGGUAUAUAGCUUUUAUUGCUACAACAAUCGACUGGAUAUGGCUACAACAAUUGACUGGAUAUGGCUACAGCAACUGACUGUAUAUGACUUCAACAAUUUACUGAAUAUGGCUACAAUAAUUGCUUUUAUGGCUACAACAAUCGACUGGUUAUGGCUACAUCAAUCGACUGGUUAUGGCUACAUCAAUUGACUGGAUAUUGCUACAUCAAUUGACUGGAUAUUGCUUCAAAAAUUGACUGGAUAUAGCUACAUCAAUUGACGGUGUAUGGUUACAUCAAUUGACUGGAUGUGGCUACAACAAUUGACUGGAUAUAGCUACAUCAAUUGACUGGAUGUGGCUACAACAAUUGACUGGAUGUGGCUACAACAAUUGACUGGAUAUGGCUACAACAAUUGACUGGAUGUGGCUACAACAAAUGACUGGAUAUGGGUGCAAUUAUUGUCUGGAUAUAGCUACAUCAAUUGACUGGAUAUGGUUACAACAGUUGACUAAAUAUGGCUUCAAAAUUUGACUUAAUACAGUUAUAGAUAAGCUCCAACAAAUAAUGGUUUGAACAACAUUAACAACAGGAUAUAACUAGUAAUGGAUCCUUUUACCACAUUUAAUGAAUAUUACUUUGAUCAAUUAUUAGGAUACAGGCUAAAACAAUUGACUAGCUAUGGCUACAACUCCUUUAUUUACAGUGCCAGAAAUGGGGCAGUUUAAGAAGACAAUAUUUCUGCAAAUGGGACAGUUUAAGCAGUUUCAGAAGAUAGCAUUUCUGCCCAGUUUAAAAAGGCAAAUUCAGAAGAUUAUUUCUGCCCAAUGUGGAUUAAUGGGACAGUUUUAGAACAUAGGAUUUCGACCAUAACACAGAACAUAGGAUGUCUACCGUAGUGUAAAUAUUAAGUUCAAGUUCACUGUUGACUAAUAAUUGUUUUGUUUGCAUGAAAUGUUAAAUCAACUGUUGGUUUUUGUUAUUCAGUUAUUUUGUCAAAAGCAAAAUUGUGACCCUUUUGAAUGAUUGAAAUUUUGUUCUAAAUAAAUUUAUAUUAAAUUUAUUAAAGUGUACCACUCAUAGGUCAUUUAAUGAUUGUUGUUUUUUUAUUAAAAAUAUAUGCAAAACUGAGUCUUUUGGAAUUGAUUGUGUGAUCAGCUCUUCAUGUUAUGAUCUUAUUAUCAAAUCAAAAGUAACAUUUUUUAAACAGACAUUCAUUUAAUGAUAGGCGGUAAUUCAUCUUUCUUUUUUUUAAAUAAAAUAAAUGUAAUUUCUAGGAUUUUUGAAACUAUUCCUUUUACAACUCUGAAAGAAGGCUUUAAAAAAUCUAGUCAUACUUUUUUCACAGUCCCUUAAUGGAAUGCUAUUGAUGAAUAUUUUAAAGCACAGUCAUUAUGAUACAUCCUUAUGUAUCUUUGUUGUAUCUUACAUCCUUAUGUAUCUUUGUUGUAUCUUCAGUCUCUAAAACAUAUGCUUUCUUCAUUUGCCUGUCUUAAAAGCUUAUGUAUUUAAAAUGAACAUUUGUACACAGUGCAAUGCUUAAAAAUAAUGUAGAUGAAUAAGUCGGGAAAUAAAAACCCUACCACCAUUGGUUUAGUAUGCAUACUUUUGUGAAUAGAAUUCUGCUUCAUAUGAUAACUGCCUAAAUGGAUGCUGGUGUCAUUAAGCGUGUGUCAAUAUUUCUGCAGGCUUUCCAGUGGUCUUUUAAAAGAAAAAAGGCUGUGCUUAAGUUCUUUUAAAAGUAUAAAAUAGCUGAGAGAAAACCCUCCUUUUUCUUUGAAAUUUUUUAACUUCAUAUUUCCUGUCAAAUUUGUUCAUUUUUCCUGUCAAGUACAAAUUUCCUGUCAAGUUACAUAAAAAAUAAGCAUGAACUACAUCAGAAUCCACCAUUUUAGACUACAUUUAGCCAAAAAAUUUGGGGGAGGACACUUAAUGUAUGCUUUACUAGUUAAUAUAUCUCAACUGUAUUAACCCUUAGGCUGCUGAUGGCGAUUUUAAAGGCUUUGUAAACAGCUUGGAACCAGACCAGACCCCGAGUAACUCGGCGCCUGGUCAGGUUCCAAGCUGGUUGCCACUCAGUCAAUAUAUACCCAAAGUUUUAAGUAAAUUGAAAGAAAUUUAGAAUAAACCAGACGACAUUUUUGAGCAGACGACAAUUUACCCAGCAUGCAAAGGGUUAAACAUUAUUUUUUCUAGUUCUUUAAAAACAGAUUGCUUUUUCAUACAGUUGCUAGUGGAUUUUUACAUUCAGUACUGGUACUGGUUGUGAGUUGUGUACAAAGUCUUCAUUGUUGAGUAUACAGUCAAGGCCAGCUGUAGCUCAAACUGGUAGACAUACUAUCAUUUCAAAUUUCAUAUGUGAUCUGAGCGCUUCUAUUCAAGGGUAAGAGCUUCCAGGAACAUCAUUAAUAUCUGAGAAUGGAUAUCUAAAUAUCGGAAUUUGUCAACAUAGCAGGAAAAUUUGUCAACAUUCAAAUGUUUUCGCUCUUCAUGAUAAGUGAACAGACUUUGGAACAAAGGUGUCUUUAUUGUAACCGUUUUGGCCAUCAGGCAGUGUUUUAGAAGCAUUCAAGAGGCCUUCUGCAAGCAAAUUGCCAAAUUUUCAAAUUGUUUCUUUAUAUUCUGUCAUAACCAAGAAAAGAAAGUUUUUAGGUAUAAAUGAUUUAAUAUGUACUAUGUGGUUUAUUUUUAUGUUGCCUUUAUAUUCUAAUAAAAUUAUUCUAGUCA